GCUCGGUCGCAGGCGCCAAAUGCUAUCCGACGUGUCUCUUCCCUCGACCAGGCCACGAUCAAGGCGCCUUCGAAAUCGAACCGCGUUGACUACCUUUCACAUUUCGAUAUCACUUUCACGAUACGGGACAGGGAACAACGGGUAAAACUUGAGUUGGAACCGAAUCAUGAGAUCCUUGCCCACGAUGCCUACGUACAAUAUCUUGGACCAGACGGGAAGGUCCAUACCGAAGAGCCUAUUAAACGGGACCAACACAGGGUCUUCAAAGGGAGGACUUUGGUUGGCAGAGGGAGAGGGCAAGGGAUGUGGGAUCCUGUAGGAUGGACCAGAGUGUACAUCAAGCAGGAUGGUCCACAACCGCUCUUUGAAGGUGUUUUCAAUAUACACGGCGACAACCACCAUGUCCAGCUGCAGUCGAGUUAUUUGCUACAAAAGCGCCCUCAGGAUAUCGAGAUUCCUCAACAAAAAGAAGACUACAUGGUAUUUUACCGUGACUCUGACAUGCUACGACCUGCCGAAGUUCCAACACAUUCGGAUCUCAAACGGUCUUUGCCUACCGACGACCAAUCCGAGCUCGAAGCCCGGUGGACCAUGGCUGGCUCUACGUGUCAUGCCGACAAACUUGGUUUCAAUACAAACCCUGAUCAUCCCGUCCUUAAUUCGUUUACGGAGCAGAAGAAGAGCAGCUGGGCCUCUAUGCCAAUGGCGGAUCUCUUUGGCUUUGGUCUGAGUAAACGCCAAGACGACAUUGGCACCGUGUCUGGAGGAAACAGCGGUGGUGUCAAUCUGGAAUCAACAAUUGGUGAUUCAAGUGGUUGCCCGAGUACAAUGCGGGUGGCUUUGAUUGGUGUUGCGACGGAUUGCUCUUUUUGGGAGAAACACGAUUCCAGGGAUGAUGUCCAGAAAGCAGUCGUAAACAUUGUCAAUAGCGCCUCAAAUGUCUACGAAGACGCCUUCAAUAUCUCCCUCGGCCUGCGAAACUUGACCAUCACAGACAAAGAAUGCUCGGACAACCCUUCGUCCGCCGCAGCAUGGAAUAUUCCAUGCUCGCAGGGCAACAUUACGUCCCGGUUGGAUCUCUUCUCUGAAUGGCGAGGAUCACAAUCCGAUGACAACGCUUAUUGGACCUUGAUGACCGACUGUAACACGGGCUCCGAGGUUGGGCUGGCGUGGCUGGGCCAGCUAUGCAAUACUGAUGUUAGCGACGAUGGCACCAGCAAGGUCAGUGGUACCAAUGUCGUCGUAUCGACUGGCGCCGCUGGAUGGCAGAUUUUUGCCCACGAGUCCGGCCAUACUUUCGGAGCGGUCCACGACUGCACGUCCCAAACAUGCAGCUCAAGCCAGCAGGAUUCGUCAAGUUGCUGUCCCCUGAGCAAAUCCUCAUGUGAUGCUAGCGGAGAUUACAUUAUGAAUCCCAGCACCGGCCAGGAUAUAACCAAGUUCUCGCCAUGCACAAUCGGUAAUAUUUGUUCAGCAAUUGGCCGUAACAGUGUCAAAUCAAACUGCCUGUCUGAUAACAAAGGUAUUGUCACUUUUACUGGUGCUCAGUGCGGGAAUGGCAUUGUUGAGGCCGGAGAGGACUGCGAUUGUGGUGGGAGUGAGAACUGCGGUGACAAUCAAUGCUGCGAUCCGGGUACCUGCAAGUUCAAGGACGGUGCAACUUGCGAUGAUACCAACGAUGACUGCUGCGUUUCAUGCAAGUUUGCCUCAGCCGACCACAUCUGCCGCCCCAGCACCGGUGAAUGUGACAUUGAAGAGAAAUGCACUGGCGAUUCUGGCACUUGCCCAAAGAAUACCUAUAAAGAAGAUGGAGACAGUUGUGGUGACAACGAUUCUGGCUUGACAUGUGCUAGUGGUCAAUGUACAAGCCGCGACGCGCAAUGCGAGAGCUACAUGGGGUCCGUUACAGGCAGCAACAACACGCGUGCAUGCAACGACGGGCCCUUCCCCGUUUGCCAGAUGUGGUGCCAGGCCGAUAGUUCGUUCAUGUCUCAACAGUGCACGGGCAAUUCCCAAAACUAUCUCGAUGGUACACCGUGCGACAGAGGAGGCCACUGCAAAAACGGAAAUUGCGAGGGAUCGAAGAGUUGGAUUGAGGCACACAAGAACAUUAUUAUUCCCGUUGUUGCGGCCGUGGGAGGGUUGAUUGUCCUAGCAAUCCUAAUGUGCCUCUUUAGACGGUACCGCCGAAACCGCAACACCAUGAAGCCCAUGCCUGCAGCUACCGGGUACAGCCCCUGGCCGCGCCCGAUGCCUCCACCACAGCAAACCCCGAUGCGGAGACUAUCAAGAUCACCAGGACCAGGCUAUGGUCAAGUACCGCAAGCUCCAUUUUCAGGACCCGGCCAAGGCCCUCCACGAGGGCCAAUCCCCUCUCCCUACCCCGGAUAUCAGGGUCAGACGCCAUAUGACGUGCCGCCUCCCUAUUCACAGACAGUGCGCUAUGCAUAA
This is a messenger RNA of Aspergillus versicolor CBS 583.65, 2451 nucleotides long. It is a transcript of the gene admB, whose product is annotated as ADAM family of metalloprotease ADM-B. Lineage: Eukaryota; Fungi; Ascomycota; Eurotiomycetes; Eurotiales; Aspergillaceae. The annotation marks the transcript as partial. The transcript has a single exon. Gene Ontology annotation, biological process: proteolysis. Gene Ontology annotation, molecular function: metalloendopeptidase activity. The record is from RefSeq and is a predicted model, not a curated record.